UCUCCCUCUCUCUCUCUCUCACUUUCUCUUUCAUUCUCUCUCCUCUCUCCAGAAAGGGCAAAACCCUAAAGAACCGUUUACACCCCAAAGUAACUUCAUGGACGAUGAUGCGUUGAAUAUGCGUAAUUGGGGUUACUAUGAACCAUCUUUUAAAGGACAUCUUGGUCUUCAGCUCAUGACUAGCAUGGCUGAGCUGGACACGAAGCCUUUUAUUCCCGAUCGUGACCCCAAUCUCAUGGUUACUCCCAAUGCGGCCUUUCACCCGAGGGACUGCAUUGUUUCGGACGCGCCUAUCCCCAUGCACUACAUUAGGGAUACUUGGAUUAGCCAGAGAGAGAAGAUUUUCAGCAUGAUGCCGCCGUCCACUGCUCCUAGUUACGGCAUUCUUCCAGAAACUUCAGCAGCUCAUUCAUUGCCGAUUUUGCAGCCACCACCUCCUGAUACGAUAACAAGAGAUGAGAGUGUGGUUGGUAGAGUGGAAGAGCCACCUGUCAGUCAGGAAGACGCCCAAUCGAAGAAAAGGCAGGGCGGGCCUGGCCCUAAGACACUAAAGGCCAAAAAGCCUAGGAAGCCGAAGGAUGACACCAAUUCUACUGUUCAACGUGUGAAGCCGCCAAAGAAAAGUAUGGAUAUCAAGAUAAACGGAUACGACAUGGAUAUUUCCGGCAUUCCAAUUCCGGUUUGCUCAUGCACUGGAACCGCCCAGCAAUGUUACCGAUGGGGUUGUGGCGGUUGGCAAUCUGCCUGUUGCACCACAAACGUAUCCAUGUAUCCUUUACCAAUGAGCACCAAAAGGCGGGGCGCAAGGAUAGCUGGCCGGAAAAUGAGUCAGGGGGCAUUCAAGAAGGUCCUCGAGAAACUUGCUGGUGAAAAUUAUAACUUCAGUAACCCUAUCGAUUUGAGGACUCAUUGGGCAAGACAUGGUACCAACAAGUUUGUCACUAUCAGGUAGAUUCAGACUGGUGGUAGUGAUAGUGGAGCUCCAUUGCAGACGGCCUGCUUUACCUGUAUAUAGCUCUACAGCCUUCUACGGAGUUCUCCGAUGC
Messenger RNA from Hibiscus syriacus, 1046 nucleotides. RefSeq names its product protein BASIC PENTACYSTEINE2-like. The transcript is spliced from 2 exons. Bases 98 to 952 code for a protein of 284 amino acids. Gene Ontology annotation, cellular component: nucleus. The record is from RefSeq and is a predicted model, not a curated record. Gene Ontology annotation, molecular function: sequence-specific DNA binding; DNA-binding transcription factor activity. Gene Ontology annotation, biological process: response to ethylene. NCBI's taxonomy places the organism in Eukaryota, Viridiplantae, Streptophyta, Magnoliopsida, Malvales, Malvaceae.